UCGGCAUGCGGCAUAACUCGAUAUUGGGUGUCCAAGAUAUUUAAUUGAGUGACGUAUCUUUGUAUUGAAUAGCUUUCCUUCUUUUAUGAAGUGACACAAAACAUUAUAUAUUCACAAAAGAUAGGGUAUUAAGUCCCUUCUACAAAACCUUUAAACUCACCUUGACCAUAGGUUAGGAAAUAAAACGGUGAAACGGAAAGAAAAAAAAAAUUGCAACUGAUUACGAAAACCUAUAGAUUCCCUUUUAUAAUGAACUUUCUGCAGCUUGUGGAAUGUGCUGAAUGAAAGGAAUGUUUCUCGGAUGUCUAAAUUAAACACUGAAACAUGAUUCCAGUGAAGUGGUCCAAAAUGCUCCAAUGACGAUAUUUCCGAGACAGCAAGGUAAUCGUAUACAGACACCAUAACUACAUACGAAAAACAUGGCGGGGGCUGAAAGAUCUCUAAUGAAAGGAGAGGAUGAUCCAACAUUUGUUUGGGAAAAGCAGCCAAAAAAGUUACUCGAGAUUUUAAAAGAGGACAGACUUCCGGUUGUGGUCAGGUUAAGUACAGAGAAUGUCUUGUCUUCAGAAAAAAAUUCAGCAAGAGAUGUCCACAAACCUCUGCUCUUGUACAAGGAAGUGAAGGGUCGUAAGAUUUACGGCAAAAACGUCACUUCCGUAGACGUAUUGACAGGCGCCGUCUGCCGAGAAGAUGGUCCAGUGGUAGUUAUCCCAGAAAAGUAUCCUGGUUGGUUUCGUCUCAUUGACGACCUGGAUAAACCACUGACAACUGUCGCCAAUGUUGCUCGAAUCAUGCCAGUUCGAUUUCUAUGUUGUAAACCUGUAUCCGGGUUCUUGAACAUCCAGAAAGGCAGCAAAAGUAAUCCAGAUGGAUUAUAUGAAAAACUGACAAUUAACCCUGGAGUUUACAAUGUACUGAAUAUACACGAAGACUUUGUCAGAUAUAUUGAUAAAAAGAAGACAGUUAAAAAUCUGAUGCGAUGUUUGAAGUGUUCUGACAACGAGGGAACGGAAUUUCUUCUUCCGUUUGAAUCCACUGGGUUUUUCUAUCUUAUUGAGUCACGGAAAACAACGUCUAAACGGCUUAACGCAGAGAGGUGUGGCUACGUUUAUUCUAUACACAGUAUGAUGGAAGCUGGAUUGUCAAAGGAUGUCAUACUAAGCCUAAUGCAUGGGAGACCCCCGGCUACCCCAUGUGGAUUUACAAGUGUGCUUAAGAUAUGUGACAUUAUUAAGGACCAUACAAUAGUAGCAUCUACCCUCUCAAGUACUCCUAAGUUACUGGAACUUCCUAUUGGACCGACACCCAAAUUCGUCAAGGCAACAAACUUGGACGAAGUACAGAAUCAUCCAGUGUUUCAGAAAGUCCAGAAUUAUUUAGCUGAAAAUGCUGAUACCUACGCGAACGAGAUGAAGGUCCGCCAUAACUAUAAUAUCCAGUCCACCAGAGAAGGCCCGGGGGUACCCAGACUCGCAGUGCCUCAGAAUGGCGCGAAAACACCGAAGCCAAAACAAACCUAAUCUACUAGAAUUGUAGUUGUUUAAAAAAAGAAGGUACCGUUUUAAAUCGUCCUACUGUCUCCCAAUAUAGAUGAAAGUGUAUGUUACGUUUUCGGAAAACAUUGUGGUAACCAGUCAGUCCAAUUAAACUCUGUGCAAAAUACAUGAAUAUCUUUGAGAAAAUAAAUCAAUGUAUUGAUAAGCGAUUACGAACUUGAAGUUCUUGGGGAAAACUAAAAGCUA
This is a messenger RNA of Saccostrea cuccullata (small rock oyster), 1742 nucleotides long. RefSeq lists its product as uncharacterized. NCBI's taxonomy places the organism in Eukaryota, Metazoa, Mollusca, Bivalvia, Ostreida, Ostreidae. The record is from RefSeq and is a predicted model, not a curated record. The transcript has 5 exons. Bases 420 to 1520 code for a protein of 366 amino acids.